GAAGCGGCGCGGCGCGGCGCGGCGGGCGCGGCGGGCGCGGCGCAGUCGGACGGCGGCCGGCGGCCGAGCGGGAGGAUGUGGGCUGCGCGCGGGCUGGCGGUGGCGGUGGCGCUGGCUCUGAGCGUGCUGCCUGGCGGCCGGGCGCUGCGACCCGGCGACUGCGAAGUUUGCGUCUCCUACCUGGGCAGGUUCUACCAGGCCCUCAGGGACGGAGAUGUCGCCUUCACGCCGGCCGCCAUUGAGACGGAGCUGGUGACGUUCUGCCGGGACGCGCGGGGCAAGGAGAACCGCCUGUGCUACUACAUCGGCGCCACCGAGGACGCGGCUACCAAGAUCAUCAAUGAGGUGGCGAAGCCCCUGGCCCACCACAUCCCUGUGGAGAAGAUCUGCGAGAAGCUCAAGAAGAAGGACAGCCAGAUCUGUGAGCUGAAGUAUGACAAACAGAUCGACUUGAGCACAGUGGACCUGAAGAAACUCCGAGUUAAAGAACUCAAGAAGAUUCUGGAUGACUGGGGAGAGUCGUGUAAAGGCUGUGCAGAGAAGUCUGACUACAUCCGGAAGAUCAAUGAACUGAUGCCUAAAUAUGCUCCCAAGGCAGCCAGUUCUCGGACUGAUUUGUAAUCUGUCUGACCCCUGCCGCACCUGAGGGGGAACAGACAGCUCUUCUUUUGAAAACAGCCUUUUGUAAUUUAUUUUUUAGGUGGGCUCCUGACGAUGUCAGGUGUGAAGCCUGGAGUUUUCCUGAUGAUACUGGCUCCACAGUGCCCCCAUGGGGGGAUUUGCUUGUUCUGUUGCUGGUUUACUCUAGGACUUCAAAGUGUGUCUGGGAUUUUUUUUAUUAAAGGAAGAAAAAUUUUA
Molecule: messenger RNA, 858 nt
Organism: Erinaceus europaeus (western European hedgehog)
Lineage: Eukaryota; Metazoa; Chordata; Mammalia; Eulipotyphla; Erinaceidae
Gene: MANF
Product: mesencephalic astrocyte derived neurotrophic factor
Exons: 4
Coding region: 76-621 (181 amino acids)
Biological process (GO): neuron projection development; dopaminergic neuron differentiation
Cellular component (GO): endoplasmic reticulum
Source: RefSeq, a predicted model, not a curated record